Messenger RNA from Fusarium venenatum, 228 nucleotides. NCBI's taxonomy places the organism in Eukaryota, Fungi, Ascomycota, Sordariomycetes, Hypocreales, Nectriaceae. The record is from RefSeq and is a predicted model, not a curated record.
AUGCCAGCUCUCGCAUGCCUCGUCGACGAGGCCCACGGGUCAAUUUCCGACACUCAACCAUUGCUCGAGAAGCAUCUCCGCCGCCGAGCCUGUUGUUCAGGCUCGAACCGAGGCGGCCCCAGUCCCAAAUUAGACGCCAUAUACAUUGGCUCCAUCAUCGCCGCCGUUCUUCUUCUUGUCCUUAUGUGUUGGAUGGCUAACCGCUGGUGUGGCAAGAAGAAGGAAUGA